Messenger RNA from Postia placenta MAD-698-R-SB12, 1536 nucleotides. RefSeq lists its product as hypothetical. Bases 1 to 1536 code for a protein of 511 amino acids. The transcript has 2 exons. NCBI's taxonomy places the organism in Eukaryota, Fungi, Basidiomycota, Agaricomycetes, Polyporales, Adustoporiaceae. The record is from RefSeq and is a predicted model, not a curated record.
AUGCUACAUGUGGCCUCGCUGCCCCGUCCAUAUGCAGACUUCGCUGGCCACGUCCUGCUGCUCGUCAGCUUGCUUCUCGACAGCAUCGACGGUUUCACGCCAGACCCAGAGCCUAAUGCACCCAGCCACACGGACAGGAUGCUAUACACACCUGCACUGUGCUUCCUAUGGCUCAAUGAGAAUACCCUGCAUGAUAUGACAGGGUGCCGUUCGCCAGAGCCAACGGGAAUGGGUAUGUCUGACGACGACUAUGAUCAUGACCACGAUCGCAGCAGAUAUGAGCCGCAACAGCGCACUCGGUCGCCAUCUCCUCCGCCUGCGGCCACACCAGCUCCUAUUCCCGCUGGGGUCCCCAACAAUAUCAGCGAGCGGCUAAUGACACUCUCGAAGCAACUGGAAUCUGCGCUUGAGCUCUCGCGCUCUCUUGAGGCGCAGCAUUCAGUCGCACAGUCGACCAUUUCCUUAUUGGAGUCGAAGGUCGCCUCGCUGGAGAGUCUUGUGCAUGACACUCGCUCACAGGUUCAGGUGCAGACAGAAGCAACCGAGCAACUAGCUGAGGCCAUGCGCUCGGAACAACCCCCAGACUCAGCAGCACAGGAGGCCGAGCAGAGGACGCGGGAGUUGUUGAAACGCGCUGACCCGCGCAGUCAGGAACGAGCUCACAAGCUCGGGCGCGCGAGUAGCCGGGGGCCGGAGGCCCCUAUCGUAGUAUAUAACGACCCCGCGCAAUGUACGUACCGCACGCAAUUGUCCCUUAUGGGCAUCACUACGCCCGUGGACAAAUGCGCCCCGCAUCGUUCGCACCGGUUGUUCCAACAGGAGUCGCUGACAGAAAUGGUGAACGAGUGGAAAAAGAACGUUGAAGGCCGAUGGAGCAAUGUGCAGGAAGAGUGGACCGAGGAGCGGGAGCGCCUGCACCGCGUGAAAGACAAGUGGGAGACGCGCAUCCGGGUUGUCGAGGAUGGUGUCGGCAGCAACGUUUCGAAGGUCGAGUCGAUGCUCGGGACUUUGGCUGCGCUGCCUGCGCAACAACAUUCUUUUCUGAACAGAAACAGAAAGCUCACCCAUAGUGGCGGCCUCGUUACGCCCCCUAGCCCGCGCAGCCUGUCAGCGGAGUCGACGCGCCCACGACAGAGGCGAAAACGCAGCAGCUCAUCAAGAGGCCGCUUGCGGUCACGGUCUGCCUCCAUGGCUGCUAGCAUGAAGGUAGGCUUGUCUGCAUCAUCGAUUUCUGGCAACGCCACUGAAUCUCACCCACUCACGCGGUGGCGCUUGCCUUGGACCGCUGAUGACUCGAGCAUCAGCGACACGGAAUCGCAUGCGGCCAGUGAUAGGGCGACAGCUGCAGGCGAGGAUGAGCCGACAAGGAAUCUCAAGGGUAUGCCGUUCCCAAUCACCCCGGAGUCCUCAGUUCUGAACCAUCCACUUUCGUCCUCGGAAGAUGCGUCUGGGACAGCAACCGACUUGCAGACGCGGCCGCCGCCAAAAGAUCUGGCACGUUGUCCUGUUUACUUAUCUUCUGUUUCGCUGAGUUGA